Pseudomyrmex gracilis is the source of this 561-nucleotide messenger RNA. RefSeq lists its product as uncharacterized. The coding region runs from base 83 to 400 and encodes 105 amino acids. The record is from RefSeq and is a predicted model, not a curated record. NCBI's taxonomy places the organism in Eukaryota, Metazoa, Arthropoda, Insecta, Hymenoptera, Formicidae. The transcript has 4 exons.
AAUAACAAUAAAGUAUUUCUUCACUCUUACGGGAGAAAAUAAUUACACUUUUACACAAUCAUGGAAUAGACUGUUUCAAAAUAUGACACAUUUGAUAGGAUAUUUUACUCAUUUAAAUCCUGGUUCUGUUUAUUCAGUCAAAUGCACAUUACUUGCAGAGAAUGUAACAAUUGAAAGCAACUGGCAAACUGUGAAAACUGAUUGCAAACGAAUUGUUUCAGAUUCAAUGGCUUACGAAUUGUGGUUACUUCCAAUAUUAUUGUUUAUCAUAAUUGCUACUGGUAUUUUUUAUAUGUAUCGAAGAAGAAGACGUCAAGUGGUGAAACAGAUAAUGGUGCAAAACGAGAUGGAAAUGUGGCAAAAUACUGAGAGAACAACUGUUAAACUUUUCAGUACUUAGUAAUACUUAGAUUGUCAGUAAUAUUAAGAAUAGUAACAAAGGUUUACUGAUUUAUCGAUGACAAUUAAAAUAAAAACGAAAUUAACAUCUGGCUAAUAUUCUUGGUAUCUAAUGUCAUCUUAAAAAAUUAUGUGGGGUGUGCUAUAAACAAUAUUUCUUUA